Gloeophyllum trabeum ATCC 11539 is the source of this 2351-nucleotide messenger RNA. RefSeq lists its product as uncharacterized. Bases 268 to 2097 code for a protein of 609 amino acids. Lineage: Eukaryota; Fungi; Basidiomycota; Agaricomycetes; Gloeophyllales; Gloeophyllaceae. The transcript is spliced from 5 exons. The record is from RefSeq and is a predicted model, not a curated record.
CUGUCGACGAAGUGCUCGAUAUUGCUUCUUAUCUCUCGCGAAAUCCAGCUUUUACUCCGGCUUGAACAGGCUGGACGAUGCAGCGCUCGCGUCCUACUUUCCUGAUACACCGAGCAUUUGCGGCAAACUGACCAAGGAUACGCGGCAUCACAUUUCCCUUGGGGAGACCACUGAUCAGCACAUCGGAUACCCGGCUAGUUCGUAAUCAAACACGGACCUUUCUCAAUCCAAUCCCUAUCUCGUGGUCCUAUUCCAUAUUUUCCGAUAAUGAGACCCCCACCAUCAUCACAUCGAAAACCAUCAAGCACCUUGCACACACUCUCCAACCAGCAACGUUCCUUCCCUUCACCCUCCACGGCCUCGCCCUCCAACCCUACCAGCACCCGUCCACCGCCCCAUCCCUCCCGACACUCCUCUCUCGAACUCUGGCGCUGGACACUCACCAAGGCAUCGACCGCACCCUGCUUUGUUCGGGACGUACACCGCAUGCGCGAGAGCGGGUCCAAAGACCACGACUUCUUCUGGCUCGGCUGCGUCCCGUGCAGGACCGUGAAGGUACUCGGUAUCCUCGUCGGGGUGCAGGUGUGCGAACGGCGGGUUAUUUACACGCUAGACGAUGGGACCGCCACUGUCGAUUGUGUACACCGACACGAAUCCCAACCACCUCCCCCGCCGAGCCCCGCGAAGGUGAGGAACACGCCAAAGGGGAAGGGCAAGGAAAGGGAAAAGGCUGAUCCAUACAAAUGCCCUUCCACGCCGGAGCUAAAUGUCAAACAUCGAACGGAUACGCAGGGUCAGACGUUACCUCUGGUUCCGGUGUUGCCGACCUCGCUCGCGGACGUCGGGGCUGCUGAGAAAUACUCCCAGCCAGGCCCGUUCGUCAUUCCCUUCCAGCCGCCCGCAGCCAAAGCCGCUCCCGCUCCUAGUGAAACCCAAGAAGCUCUUGCACCCUCCGAUACCGACGAUCCUAUCCUAGUCCCAACGACGCCCAAGCGCCGCCCGCACUCCCCCUCGCCCGCACCCACGUCUUCCCCCGUCGCCUCCUCCAGUCCCACGAAAUGCGAGAGGACGGAUACAGAAGAGGAGCAGGUACGCCUGAGGCACCCCGCGCGCCUGCACUCGCGCGACCUGAAUCUAAAUACGUUCCGGAUAUACGUGAAGCAUUAUAUGGAUAAUGCGCCCCCGCCUGCGGGGUGCCGAAGGUGUGGAGGGGGCUAUUGUCCACACGUCGGCGGAGCUGGGUGUGAGGAAGAUGUCUUCAGGACCCCGCGGAAAGGACGUGCAGAACGAGAUGCUGAUAUCAAUGAGACACCGCAUGCGACGGGGCGGGGUCGGAGCGGGACGCAAGGUGAACGUGAAAGCGUGUAUGGCUUCACGCUGUCGUAUCUCAGGCGCGUGCCCGAGCUGCGGCUGCUGGCGCGGCGAGUUGUGGAGGCGGAGGCGAAACGGAGGAGGAGAGCGGAGCGCGAGGCGCUGAAGACCCAGAUAUUGAAUCGCACAGGCACAGGCGGGCGCGGGGGUUCCGGUGCCAGUGGCCGAGAGCCAGUUGGGAAGAAGAUGAAGAGACUGUUUGAAGUGACAGUUGUGAAGUUGUAUGAGGAGGGGAGUAUUGUGCUUUGGGAGGGACCAGUGAGACGGCCUUGGUGGCAAGGACAGAGUCAGAGUGGGAGUGAGGGGCUGUGGAAGAUGGGGUCGAGCUCUACAAUGUUGGCUUCUUCUGUUUGCAGCGUGGCAACGUCGGUCGGCGGGGAAGACGACGAUGGGGACGAGGGGGACCUAUCGGAUCCCCCGGCAGAGGAAGAGGCCUACGUUCCCGUUACCCCACGCCUGCUCGCGGGGUACGUCGAGGAUGCCAUUCGGGUGCUCACUUCGCGAUCCGCUGAGGAGCUCCGCCUUGCACACUGCCGUCAUAAGAGGGCCCCGGCACAUGUCGACGGAGUAGGGCCGACGAAGGAGGAGAUUGCGCGAUUUUUGAGAAGGGGAGACGGACGGUGGGAGAGGGUAGGGGAGUGGGUGGUCGAGGAGGCGCUGGAGGGGCUGAGAGCGGAGGGGAGGGUGUGGUGUGCGGGCAGGGGGCGGUGGGAGCUAUGUUUGUGACGUAUGGUAGCGGGUGGGUGACAGAAGGCUGGAAUGCACGCAAGGGGGACCGAGGAAGGAAGGAUUUUCGAUGCUUAAUCUAUCUUAAUAUCCGCUUCAUAAAGUUACUCAGGUAGAGAUGCGAGGUGGAUACAUACCCUACAGCGCAUCUCAAUAUUGUUCGUCCAGCCCCCUCUUUCCCUCCGCUUUUCCUACAUGGGUCCUGUUAACCGUACCGGCUGCCCAUUUCUGAUCGGAGACCGAAGGGAUUGCGG